Aureobasidium uvarum is the source of this 1686-nucleotide messenger RNA. The record is from the annotation of a GenBank genome assembly. Lineage: Eukaryota; Fungi; Ascomycota; Dothideomycetes; Dothideales; Saccotheciaceae.
AUGGACGACUCUGACUCUUCCAGCCUCUCUUCGGCACCCCCGACCGACGACGAGAAGCCGCUCGCUCCCAUCUUCGCAAAAAUGGCAAAGGGCAAGAAGGCCGCUCCCAGAAAGAAGAAGGCUCCUGUUACUCCUCCCACUCCGCCCUCACCGCCGCGACCCAAGCGAUCUCCGUCUCCACCCCACGAGGACCAUGCAUUCUCGUCGAAACUGGCCCAUCUCGGUCCCCAAGACAUCGAGAGAGGUGUCGCCGAAUCUCCUCCGUCGCCCCAAGUUGAAGAGUUGAUGUGCGCCAUGCUCGCACUGGUCCUGAACCGCAAGAAGCCCGUUGAACGCGGCCAUCACGGUCGCGCAAUGGAAGAAGCUUUGUCGACACAGAAACACCAAUGGCCGCUGUCAUGGAAUCGUGUCAAUCCUCUCGCCGGCAGCAGAACCUUCCCCGACAUGUCGCCCGCCGAACGUCUGAACCUGCUCCGCACUCUCGCAAUCUGGUCGCUCACGUCAUCCGAAAUUGUCUCACAAACCAUCAAAGACUCGUACAAGAUUUCACGCCGCGAAGACGACAUCAACCAACCGUUGUCAGUCCAGCAUUGGGGUUAUGACGGCGACAAAAGAAAGUACUAUUUGAUCGAGGGGCAAGAAGACACCAGCUUCCGUGUAUACCGCGAAUCCAAUCGUCUCAGCCAACACCCUCAAUGGUGGAGUGUUGCUGAAACCAUUGACGAGGUCAAUGCCCUUGCAGAGAAGCUCGAGACCAAAGACACCACUCAAGCUGCUCGCCGUCUGGCUGACAAGGUUAAGGCCGCUGUGCCACGAUUUGAGGCAUCUGAGGAGAAACGCAGACGUCGCGAAUACCGCCAAGCGCGCAAGGCGCAGUUUACCAAGCCCGAACUCGGUUUCUCACUCUACGAAGGUCGCACUCGCGGCAAGCGCAUCCGCUACACAUACUCCGACAACGAAGACGAGUCCGACGCCACAGGCUCACGUCGCUCCGCAAGGCAUUCUGGCCAUUCUACCCCCGCCGAUUCGGGUCCAGUCGUGACAGCCAGCGGUCGUCAAGUCCGUCCUGCAAGAACCGGUAUAUAUGGCGAAUCGCUGCUUAGCGGUCAAGCCGAAACACCUGAUUAUGCCGCUUCGGAGACUUCGCGCACUUCUGGAAGAGCAACGAGAAACAGCACUCGUCUCUCGCCGCUAAAUGAGGACCGCAAGAGAAAGUCACGAGGAUACAACUCCAUGGACGAAGACAGCGACGAGGAUGAUGCGCCCUCCAGUGGAAAUGAAUGGGACGGGGGCGACGACGAUGACGAUAAUGAGGAAGACGACGUUGACAUGGCCGACGGAGAAGAUGAGGAUGAUAUGGAUCUUGACCAGGACGCAAAGAGAAGUCUUAUCGUCAAGCUCAAGGUCAGGAAACCUCAAGAGCCAGUAAAGACAGAGACUGCACCCGUGGAGGAGAAACCACCGCCCAUUGCAGACAUCUCUCGAGUUUCAGUCGCCCGGCAGGAUCUCGAAAACCUUUCAACCAAGGACGAGCUUGCACCUGCACCACCUGCACCGGAACACCCUGCAGCAGUCGACUCUAUGGACUUUGAGGUCCCCGUCCAGAAGACCUACCAUGCUCACCCACCUCCCGCACCGUUGCCUGCAGCCAGCAUGCCCGACCAGCAGACCAAUGGUGGCAUGUAA